AUGCGUCCUGCCAGCCUGAUCUUCGUCCUCUACACCCUGCUGCUCACUGCAGCAGCGGUCGCCGACCCGAAAGACACCAAAGAUGCCUCCGCAAAUGAUUUAGGAGAUUUGCUGGAUGCCAGCUCGACGCCAGCAGAGAACACGGCGACCACCACAACCACAUCCACCACGUCUUCCGAGACCUCCGAAACAUCCACGCCCCCCUCGACCACUACGACCACCACCACCACCUCCUCCUCCUCCUCGUCAAGCUCUUCUUCCGAGCCAACUACUACCACCUCCUCUACUACCACCUCAACCUCCUCCAAGGAGCACACGUCCACUACGUCAUCCGAUACCACCACCACCACUCAGAAGCCCGUGGUCAAGACCCUCACCGAGACCGUCAACGGAACCCCGAAGCCCACUGUCGUGACGAGCAGCCCGAGUGCAGAGACCUCCCCCAGCCUGAACGGCGGAAGCAGCGGCUCCAGCAGCAGCGGCGGCCUGUCGGACACCCAGAAGAAGAUCGUCAUUGGUGUUGUGGUGGGCGUCGGCGGUGCGAUUUUGAUCGGCGCCUUGGCUCUGGUGUUCUGGCGCAUCCAGAAGAAGCGCAAUGAGCAGAACGGCGACGAGGAUGAUGAUUUGAUGGGCGGGACUGCCCUGGGCUCGGGUCCGCGCGAGAAGGUUCCCAGCCCGUCGAAUGCCACCCCGUUCAAGAGCACGCUGGACCAGUAUCACAACCCUGGCCCCGUAAACGCUGCAUCGAAUUUCUAA
Messenger RNA from Penicillium riverlandense, 756 nucleotides. RefSeq names its product putative cell wall protein (gene midA). The transcript has a single exon. The coding region runs from base 1 to 756 and encodes 251 amino acids. NCBI's taxonomy places the organism in Eukaryota, Fungi, Ascomycota, Eurotiomycetes, Eurotiales, Aspergillaceae. The record is from RefSeq and is a predicted model, not a curated record.